Molecule: messenger RNA, 5408 nt
Organism: Solea senegalensis (Senegalese sole)
Lineage: Eukaryota; Metazoa; Chordata; Actinopteri; Pleuronectiformes; Soleidae
Product: xenotropic and polytropic retrovirus receptor 1 homolog
Exons: 14
Coding region: 1-1980 (659 amino acids)
Biological process (GO): cellular response to phosphate starvation; phosphate ion transport
Cellular component (GO): cytoplasm; plasma membrane; Golgi apparatus
Molecular function (GO): inositol hexakisphosphate binding
Source: RefSeq, a predicted model, not a curated record
AUGGAAGGAGGGGUCACAGAUGACGACACGGUGAAGAGAUACUACGCCAAGUUCGAGGAGAGGUUUUUCCAGACCUGCGAGAAGGAGCUCCUGAAAAUCAACACAUUCUAUUCAGAAAAGCUUGCUGAGGCCCAGAGACGUUUUGCCACGCUGCAGAACGAGCUUCAGUCUUCACUGGACGCUCAGCGUGAAAGCAACGCACCGCCUGGCCUGCGCAAACGCAAGACGGUGUUCCACCUGUCACAGGAGGAGCGCUGCAAACACCACAAUAUCAAGGACCUGAAGUUAGCCUUCAGCGAGUUCUACCUCAGCCUCAUCCUUCUCCAGAACUACCAGAACCUGAACUUCACUGGUUUUCGUAAGAUCCUGAAGAAACAUGACAAGAUCCUGGACACUCCUCGCGGGGCUGACUGGCGCGUGGCUCACGUGGAGGUGGCGCCGUUCUACACCUGCAAAAAGAUCACACAGCUCAUCUCUGAGACAGAGACCCUCGUCACCACAGAGCUGGAGGGAGGAGAUCGUCAGAGAGCCAUGAAGAGACUGAGAGUUCCUCCACUGGGGGCAGCUCAGCCGGCUUUGGCCUGGACGACCUUUCGUGUUGGUCUCUUCUGUGGCUUCUUUAUCAUUCUUGCCAUCGCCUUUGUUCUCACUGGUGCUGUUUUCAUCCGUUACGAGAACAUGUGGCCUCUGGUGCGAAUCUAUCGGGGUGGUUUUCUGUUGAUCCAGUUCCUCUUCCUGUUGGGCAUUAACACUUACGGAUGGAGGCAGGCAGGAGUCAACCAUGUCCUCAUCUUCGAGAUCAAUCCCCGCAACAACCUCUCACACCAACACCUGUUUGAGAUCGCUGGUUUCCUGGGUGUGCUGUGGUGUCUCAGCAUCCUCUCUUGUCUCUACUCCGAGUACACGUACCUCCCCAUGCAGGUCAACCCGCUCAUCCUUUAUGGCUUUAUGGUGCUUUUCCUUAUCAACCCGUUCAAGACCUGCUACUACAAAUCACGUUUCUGGCUCCUCAAGCUGCUGUUUCGCGUGUUCACUGCGCCAUUUCACCGCGUGGAGUUUGCAGACUUCUGGCUGGCUGAUCAACUGAAUUCUCUGGUGGUUGUUCUGAUGGACCUGGAGUAUCUCAUCUGCUUCUACAUCUUUGAGCUACAGUGGAACAACAGUAAAGGCCUGCUGCCCGUUUUUAAAGACCCCAAUGACUACGUUUGCCACAGCUAUUCUUACGGUCUGCGUGCCAUCAUCCAGUGCCUGCCUGCCUGGUGCCGCUUCAUCCAAUGUCUGAGGCGUUACCGUGACACCAAGAGGGCCUUCCCGCACCUGGUGAAUGCUGGGAAAUAUUCUACCACCUUCUUUGUCGUCACGUUUGCUGCGCUCUACGCCACACACAGAGAGCAAGGACAUACAGAUGCCGACACGUUCUUCUACAUGCUCAUCGUGUUCUCGACCAUCAGCUCCCUGUACACACUGAUCUGGGAUCUGCGUAUGGACUGGGGUCUGUUUGACCGUGGAGCGGGAGAAAACACCUUCCUCAGGGAGGAGAUUGUUUAUCCACACAAGGCCUACUACUACUGUGCCAUCAUAGAGGACGUGAUCCUGCGUUUUGCCUGGACGAUCCAGCUCUCUCUGAUGACAACGACCAAGAUCCACUCUGUGGGCGACAUCGUCGCCACUGUGCUGGCCCCGCUCGAGGUCUUCAGGCGUUUUGUGUGGAACUUCUUCCGUCUGGAGAACGAGCACCUGAACAACUGUGGUGAGUUUCGUGCGGUGCGGGACAUUUCUGUGGCGCCGCUCAACGCAGACGACCAGACGCUGCUGGAGCAGAUGAUGGACCAGGACGAUGGCGUUCGCAACCGCUCCGGUAAAAAGACUUGGAAGAGGUCCCACAGCCUGUCUCUCCGACGCCCCCUACUGUCCUCCUCACAAUUGAAAAAGGACACAAAGGUGCUUAUUGAAGACACGGAUGAUGAGGCCUUCAGCUGAGUCCACAACGUCCAUGCGCACACACGUGCACACACACACACACAUAGACAUACUAUACUUAUAUGGACCUCAGUCACUAACUUUCAACCUCAACCUUCUCUCCUCUGUAGUUCUUUCUAGGUGUAGUGAUCCUAACCCUUAAGUGUAAACCUUUAAAUCAGCAAAGACUGUCAGUCUGGAUUUACCUCAGCCUUACAUGGUCUUUAUAAGUAUAAGUAUAAGUAUACACACACUGUACAUUACACACACACACGCACGCAGAUACACCUGCUGAAGCACAAACACUGUAAUACUUGCCACAGUUUAGACGAGAGCUAACACCACAGAGACAGAUGGACAGACGUCAUGGGAAAACUUCUGCACUCAGACCACACUGCCCUGAGAUUACCCUCUUAUUUUCUAACCGAUGUUUUCCUAUUUGUUGUUUACCUUGCAAUAUUUCUGUUCCGUUAGAUUUUCCUUUUCUCGCUUUACGUACUGUAGGAGAAUCUGUACAGACAGGCCGGCUACACACAACUGUUUACACGCCUUUUUCAACUACUCUAGGAUCAACAGGGAAACAACGAAGUCAAUCAAAGGACUGAAUAUGAAUCAAUAGAAGCCUGAGUAAGGGCUCGACACAUCACAGCAUAUCAAAACAAAUCAACUGGUUUCAGCUUGUUGAUUCUUUUUAUACUCCAUCCUUUUUUUCCUUCCUUUUUUUUCCUGCUGAUUUGUAAUAUGUGUACAAUCACAGUCCUUGCAGAAGCACUUGCAGGAAAAGUGCAUUUUAAUACGCAAAGCAUGAGAGCAGUUUUGAUUCAAGCAUUUCUAGUCUGUGAAGUUGACAAUAUACUUCAUAAAUAUUAAUAUUUGAUGUGCAUUAUUACUCUAUUAGUAGUUGUGCAGUACUUCUACAUGUGUUGUUUAUACUAGUGAGACUAGUAGAGCAUCCACAAGAUGAUUGUUGAUGGGUUUUUUUUAAUAAUCUUUGGAAUGUUUUUUCUUAGUGUUUUUUUUCUUACAUGUGCCAAAUGUUUUGAUAAGCUUGUUGUCAGACAAACCCUAAAAUUAGAGAAAAGAUGACAUUUAUCAUGUCAGGUCAUCUUUAAGUGCCCUGUUAGCCACAGUCUGUUAUAUGUGCAUUGCUAAUCUUUGCAUUAACUACCAAAGCUUUGUUUUAAUGAAUGUGUCUGUAGCCACCUGCCCUAGUGAGUCACAUGUAACAAAUCAAAAAUGUGUCUCCCUGUCUCUCAUCCGGCUAUUUUAGCAGUCAGCCUCUGUCUUGUGGGAAAAGAAGUAGAAUUACUAGUAUUUCUCUAGGUGUAUGUGAAGUAUAGAAUGAUAAGAUUUUGAGUCCUCAGUGUAAUGUAUAUGCCAGAGGCAUUAAUUGUGCAGAUAAAUAUCAUUUGGGGCAGUUUGUAUUGAUGUAGGCUACUUUUUGUACUAUUUAGGUAGAUUCAGCCAAAUUGAAAACAUUUCAGGCUUCAUUACAAUCUAGACAACUAUUUGUUUUGUUAUGACAAUGAAAAGGUGUGAGCUUAAAAACCCAAUCAAAUGAAAUAAGAGUGCUACUCGGUUGUAGUCAGAUCUGGCAACACCACAUAAGCUCACUGAAAGUUCUUAAACAGUAAAUAUGUGUAAAGCGUGACAUGUCUUACAGCUCUUGUCUGACUUUGGGCUCCUGAAUAAGUGACCUAAAGGCAGGUUUCCCCACAUUCACCAUUAUUAUCACAAGUUUGUGUGACUCUAAUUGUAAUCUUUUUUCUUUUUUUUAACAUAAUCCUAUUAAUCGUAGAUAAGAAAGUAGGAAAAUGUGCUGUACAUCUGACAAACACUCGCGUUAUUCUCAAACCAUCAGCUCACAUUUUAGGAGAGCUGUAUGUUAUAAAAAUUAUAAGUCUGUUGCGGCCUGUGGCUUUUAGAGAACCAACACCAGCCUCACUGCUGGUAUGUGCUUCGCUUCAUCGUCUUGCUUCAGUCUCUGCUCUGCUGUUCGUCCCUGUGGCGGCAUGGAGCAAUCAGUCGUAAGACAAAGCCAAGAAAGCUACUGUUUUUGUUUCAACUGAAUCAGCUAAACGACUGUACGGUCUAUGUGUGGAAAUGUGAAGUGAAAACACAGAAAGCAGAAAUGUUGUGUUGGACUAUAUUUAGAAGAUGGGUAGCUUCCCUGUCUAAUGAAGUACACUGGACACAUCCCAUAAAUGUAUACAGACAUUAGACAUGCACACACACACACACAGCUCACAUUGACUCCAUGUCAGGGCGCACAACACUACUGCAGAUAGUUUUGUAAAAAAGCUUCUGUUGUCUUGCCUGCAUGCUGCUUUUUAUUUGACAUUGUACAUAGAUCUUAAUUUAUUUGACAUGAUGUGUAUAUUAGUGGUCAUUGUAGCUACUGCCACAAUGUUUGAUUUCAUGCGUUGCCAUUUUGUUGCUCCAAGGAAAAGCAGUAUUUUGUAGAUGAGGAGGAACCCUAAUGUUUAUCGUUAAAGAUUCUGCACUUUCGUGUGUAAAUCUGUUGAAAGUCUGUUUAUAUAAAAGUAGAAAAGCAUAUCCAUAGAAAUGGAGAAUGUGAUUGUUUGUGUCUUGUCGGUGAUGCCUUCUUAUUUCAAGGCUUCGUCCUUCGGGGGCGGGGUUAUUUCCUGUGUCCAGAAGCUGUAAUCCUGUUUGUACAUUUGUGAAUGUGCAUGAAGACAUUGUGUACGUUACAUCUGUUGUUGUAAACUGCCCCUGCAGACAGAAGCACUUGACAUACUGUAGUCAGGAGCAGGAGCCCAGUCCAGUGAGGACCCACAACCAGAUACUGUCCAGCUGAUCCCACAUCAGCCUCUUCUCUCUCAUGAGCAGCAUUUUUGGGAUGCUUCUCUGUGAGAAAACAAAUGUUUUUGUGACCAGAGUCUAUUCACACAUGGUUAGUAUGUGGAACCUGCAGGUGGUUACAAAAACAGGGUUAUUUUGUAAAGUUUGUGUUCAAUGAGAUGAUGAUGAUUGUGAUUAGACCUAACACCUCUUCUUCCUCAUUGGUGAUUUUUUGUUUCUACUGCUUGCUGAAACCCCACUGAUGUUAAAGUGUUUGAUGUGUGCAUCCUCCUGCUCUCCCUCCCUUUCCCGCCAUCCUUCGAUGUUGAUUGUACCUUCCCUCUAAUCUAGCUGAACGUUAAUAGUACCUGUAGUUUGGUAGAUGGAUGUUCCACUUUAAUAAGAUACUAAAAAAAGAUACCUGAAGAAAUAUAUUGUGGCUUAAUGUGAUUUCAAGAGACAUGAAGAGAGGAAAAUGUCUUACCGUCUGAACCAUCCUCCCCCAGUCCCUUUUACAUAGUAGUUUGUACAUGUCGAGUGUAUAACACUGUUCUAUGAUGGUUUUCCUAAUGUAUUUGUAUUUCUGUAAACACUUUGGUGAUCCUGUCAUAUCUGGGUUUUAUAAACCACGAUUAUUUUUAAAACUC